Molecule: messenger RNA, 731 nt
Organism: Tribolium madens (black flour beetle)
Lineage: Eukaryota; Metazoa; Arthropoda; Insecta; Coleoptera; Tenebrionidae
Exons: 3
Coding region: 110-586 (158 amino acids)
Biological process (GO): sleep; positive regulation of voltage-gated potassium channel activity; regulation of synaptic transmission, cholinergic
Source: RefSeq, a predicted model, not a curated record
UAAUAAUCCGGAGGGGUACCUUAAAACCCGCCAUCGCACUUUACAUUCGAAUAUUUGUCGUUCUGGUGGCGCAUACAACAUUUCUUCUCUUUGUGUUGUUUUGGUGAAAAUGGUGUACUUCGCCGGUGCUUUGACCCUUUUACUCGCCUUCGUCCACAGCGGUUGGGCUUUGCAAUGUUGGUCCUGCUCCUCGGACUUGGACCCCUCGUGCAUGGACCAUUUCAACGCGACCAAAUUCGCCCAAUUCCGGAACAGCUACCAACAGGUCAACCCCAACUACCAGAACCAGCGCAACGAAAUGCCCAUUUUGAGGCAAUGCGAGAAUAAUCUGGGUCAGAUCUACAACCAAAAGCCAAUGUGCGUCAAGAGGAUUAUAAACGUCCCAUAUGGUAAGAAAAUCAUAACGAGAGAAUGCAAGCCCGUAUCCAUGAACCAGGCUGUGGGAACCUGUCCGGAGAAGAGCAGCAACAUCGAGUUCUGCGAGUAUUGCGAUUACGAUGGGUGCAACCACGCUGCUGGACUCCGUGGUAGUCUCUGGGCUGGGUUGGUGGUACCAGCUGUGUUCCUCUAUUCCCUCCGCAGAUAAUUUUGAAUUUUUUCUUGAUUAGAAUCCGGGUACAAAAGUAUUUUUCAGUGUUUCAGAAUGACCAAAAAACGUAGUCAAGGUCUUGUAUUGAAGUUUAUGUACAUAGCCCUAAGUUUUAACAAUAAAAUAGAUUUGUUUUUUGUAA